This is a messenger RNA of Rhinichthys klamathensis goyatoka, 3022 nucleotides long. It is a transcript of the gene sema6ca, whose product is annotated as sema domain, transmembrane domain (TM), and cytoplasmic domain, (semaphorin) 6D. Lineage: Eukaryota; Metazoa; Chordata; Actinopteri; Cypriniformes; Leuciscidae. The transcript is spliced from 19 exons. Gene Ontology annotation, molecular function: chemorepellent activity; semaphorin receptor binding. Gene Ontology annotation, biological process: axon guidance; negative chemotaxis; semaphorin-plexin signaling pathway. The record is from RefSeq and is a predicted model, not a curated record. The coding region runs from base 36 to 2876 and encodes 946 amino acids.
GCUCAGAUUAGAAGGAAACACAGAGAAUAUGGACUAUGAUGGUUUUUGAAGCAAAACAGCAUUCCUGGAGCGCUUGUAGAGUUUCUGUUGGGUUCUCUGAUCUCGGCACAGAACCGACGGGUCGGAGAGAAACUCCCCCUGAAUUCCUCAACAUGAAGAUGACUGACAGGACAUGCUGUCACUCUGUCGUCAUGACGAUGGUCUCUUUCAUCUGGCUCCUCCCACUCAUCGCUGCCACGCCCUUCCCCAGGGAUCUGCAGCCAAUCAGUGUGGUCGGACUGGAAGACUCACUCCUGUAUCCCAGUUUCCAGGGUCUGAUGUCAAACAAUAACUCGGAGCGUCUCGGGCUGGACUAUCAGCGGAUGAUCCGGAUCCAGCAGAUGCUCUACAUCGCCGCCAGAGACCAUGUAUUUGUUGUGAAUCUCACUGCGUCAGUGGAUAGAAUCAUCCCACAACAGAUCCUGACGUGGAGAUCCACAGACGUGUCCAAGUGCACCGUGAGAGGCAGAAACAGUGAUGAAUGUUAUAAUUAUAUCAAAGUUCUUGUGCCUCGUAACGACGAGACUCUGUUUGCCUGUGGAACCAACGCGCUGAACCCCUCCUGCCGGAACUACAGAUUGAGUUCGCUGGAGCAGGUCGGGCAGGAUCUGUUGGGUCAGGCCCGAUGUCCAUUUGAGUCUCGCCAGUCCAAUGUCGGAGUGUUUGCAGGCGGUCAUUUCUAUUCGGCCACAGUGACGGACUUCCAGGCGAGUGAUGCUGUGAUCUACAGGAGUUUAGGAGGAGAGGGCCGGCCCGUCCUGCGCACCGUUAAAUACGACUCCAAAUGGCUCCGAGAGCCUCACUUCCUGCAUGCGGUAGAGUACGGGAACUAUGUGUAUUUCUUCUUCAGUGAGAUCGCAGUGGAGCACAGCGCUGCUGGGAAGGUGGUGUAUUCGCGCGUGGCUCGCGUGUGUAAGAACGACCGCGGCGGCUCCACGCGUGUGCUGGAUCGCUACUGGACGUCGUUCCUGAAGGCGCGGCUGAACUGCUCAGUUCCUGGAGAAACGUUCUUCUACUUCGACGUGCUUCAGUCGCUCACUAACGUGCUUCAGAUCAACCAGCGGCCCGCUGUGGUGGGAGUGUUCACCACACAGAUCAACAGCAUUCCCGGUUCAGCCGUCUGUGGGUUUUAUCUGGAUGACAUCGAGCGAGUGUUUAAUGGGAAGUUUAAAGAGCAGAAGAACAGUGACUCGAUGUGGACGCCAGUGCCGGAGGAGCACGUGCCCAAACCACGUCCGGGUUCGUGUGCAGGUGAAGGUUCGGCGUCCUCCUACUCGUCCUCUGUUCAGUUUCCAGACUCUGUGCUGUCGUUCAUUAAGACACACCCACUGAUGGACGAGUCUGUGCCGUCAGUCAACAGCCAACCACUGAUCACCAACACCGCCAGCAGGUAUAAACUGACUCAGAUAGUUGUGGAUACGGCCGCCGGGCCUCAUAAGAACCGCAGCGUUGUGUUUCUGGGCUCUGAGGACGGUCAGGUUUUGAAGGUUCUGACCAGCACUCAAGCCAACGGCUCGCACGGGUCCAGACUACUGGAGGAGCUCGACGUGUUCAAUCCCACGCAGUGUAGCGGUGAGCGCAGGGUUCUGGGUCUGGCGCUGGAUAAGGAGCAUCACGCUCUGUUCGUGGCGUUCUCCAGCUGCAUCAUCAGAGUUCCUCUCAGCCGCUGCGCUCGACACGACACCUGCAAGAGACGCUGUCUAUACACACAUGACCCAUACUGCAUCUGGCUGCGGACGGGCCGCUGUGCUGACAUGGCCCCGGGAUUUAAGGCCGGUUUUGAGCAGGACAUCGAUGGGGACCAAUCACAUUUAUUUGACACGUGCCCCGAUGUGAUGUCAGCCGCAGGAAGUGAUGUGAACUCAGCUGUGGAUUCAGCGUCUGGAGUGAAGCAGCUUCCUGACGCGGCGAGUGUGAGCGACGGCUUCCACUUCACUCUUCUGGGCGCGUGUGUGUUGGUGGCGUUCGUGCUGGGUGCGAUCGCGUCGGGUCUGCUGGUGUCGUGUUUCUGCAGUCAGAGAUCCCAGCGAGAACAAGAGCCCGAGGCGUCGCUUCCACACGCGCUCUCGCUCAACAGCCUCGCCAAACUCAACCGCCUGCUGGACGCCAAACCCGACAAGAACGACAUCACUUCCUCCCAGAUCUACAGCUCCGGCCCGCCCUGCCGGCAGCCGCCCGUCAAACCACACGCAACCGUGGAGGAAGAGCUGGUCUCGACGCUGCCCACCCCGGACUCCACCCCCGAGCUGCCAAUCAAGAACCUAAAGGCUCUGAACAGCAAAUGGGAGAGAAGCCACACCCACAACUCCACCCUGCAGGUGUUUCCAACCAAUCACACACCUUCAGAAAACCACAGGGACGACAUAUUCAAACACAUCCAGCAUCCAGAAGUGCGUGAUGUCACGGAUCCAGUGUCGUACAGCCUGACGUUACAGAUGCCCUCCUCGUACUACAGUUGCCUAAACGAGACGCCUGAAACCACAGCGCUUCAGCAGGUUCCACUGCAAGCGCUUCCCGAACGGCCACACGGCAACACCGUCCAAUCACAGCGCAAAGUCCUCAUCAAGAUGGGAAACGGGGUCACAACGGCCCGCCGGCACACUUUCAACCAGAAGUCGUCGCUCGCGGGCAACAUCUACGAGAUACACAGGCCGCUAGUCGCGGGCGGCUCGUGUCUGACGCGACAGCACAGCUACAGCGAGCCUCCUGUCCUCCAGCGCGCGGCUCUCGUCAGGCGCACCGCAUCGCUCAAACCACAGAUCCCCCCGAAACCUGUGAACAUACCCGCCAGAACACUGCACCUGCACACACGACCACUGACCUCUGACCCCCAAUGACCCCACAGUACAGCUAGAGGAGAGGUCAGAGGUUAAAGACUGAAAACUGAAUACUAGCAUACUGAUCACUGCGCGGUAUAGACUGCAUAUAGCGAACAUGAUCUCAUUAUAUUGCAUGUUUAAUUCAGCACGUGGCGUCUAAAUAU